This is a messenger RNA of Heterotrigona itama, 2880 nucleotides long. NCBI's taxonomy places the organism in Eukaryota, Metazoa, Arthropoda, Insecta, Hymenoptera, Apidae. The record is from the annotation of a GenBank genome assembly.
AUGCGAAGGAAAGGGGUUAAGUAUCCGCACGGUUGGACGCUGGUCGACGAAAAUAUCGAAAAUGUGGAACGCGUGAGACUCGAUCCCAAGACGCAACGGGAACUGGGUUGUUUGGUCGGCGAGCACGUGUUUCUGGAAUAUCCGUGGGCGUACGUGCACCGAGACGUUGUCACGAAACUCGCUAGAUCGCCGGAUUCCUCUUUGUCCGUGUUUCGGCAAGACAUCGAAAUUUACGAGGCUGACACGUUCCUCGUAGGCUACUCGUCCAUACAGCUGAACUCUGACGAAUUUGUGAUCUGCCUGACCGUAGAAGCGAGGAACCUUGUCCGACAGCGGAAUAAAAAUAUCACUCGUUUCAUUUGGAGCAAAAUUAUCAACAGAGUAAUAAAAACUGCUGGAUCGUGGAAGCCUUUGGGAAGUGAUUCGGAAGUAGACGAAAGCUUCGUGAGGAAUUCGAGGGAAUUUUUCGAGAUAGAGAUCGUUCUACCUGGGAAGCAUCUGAAUUCUUCUCGAACGCUGCGCGAUAGAAACGCGAACGAUUCUAGAGACAGUUACGCUCAGCUCGUUAACGAUGGCGAGAGAUUCGAGAACAUCGACAGAAAAUGCAUUUGCAGAGCGGUUCAGACGUGUCUGCAAUCACGAGAGAUAUUCGUUCAAACGUGCCCCGAAUAUCCGAAAAAUGCAUGGACUCAGUAUACGCACGAAGAUAUUUUGAGCGAGUUCAUGGUCGAAAAUACUGAGGAGGAGGAAGAUCAGUCGGAGAAGGAAGAGAACUCGGAAAAGAACGACGAGAACAAGUCGCAAGAGAAAGACGCUGCUCAGAGCGAGGAAAACGAUGAACCCGGGGAGAAAACAGCUUUGGAAUUAUUUUUAGAAGCUCGUUCGCAGGAGAUGAUUCGUGCAAUUAAAUGUAACGCAGCUAUUAAUUUGUAUAUUGAUGACAUUGAUAGUUUAUCCACGGAGAAAGAAGAUAUUUCGGCAAUAUCUAAAACAUCUGUGUUCCACGAACAGGUGUCGUUCGAUGCCGAUUUAAAUACCAUCACAGCCAACAGAUUCAUUUCUGGCGCUUCUUUGCAUCCCAAAUUGACAGAGUACGUAGCAAUUUUGUACACGAGUAACCCAGAAUUUUUGAAUAGCAAUCAGGAUAAAGAUAAAUGUACGAAGAAGAGUGAGUUUCAAACGAGAGUGCUUCUUUGGAAAUUAGACGAUCCACUUGGUCUUCCAAAGCUUGCGCUUCAGGACCACAGGGAAAUUUAUUCUAUUUCUUUCUGCCCUCACGACGAUAACCUGUUAAUAGGAGGUUGUUCAACCGGUCAGUUGGUUAUUUGGAAUAUCGAGGAUUUCCUGAACAAUCGUGGCAAUAGAAUCGUGAAACUCGGGACGUCGACGCGAGACAAUCUACCAGUGUUUCGUCCGAUCCUUGUUUCCGACAAGCAUCGCUCUCAUCGGCUACCUGUUCGAAAGAUUCAGUGGAUACCAGCCAAACACGAGACAGAGCCAAAUGGAAACUUGACAAAAUCAUCAGUCUCGUCCGGCCUGAAGCUUCUGACUGCCUCUGAAGACUGUACGGUGGCUGUUUGGAAUAUUUCUGUCCUCUCGAGACCAUUUGCUCGAGGUGCCGAAGAUUCUGACGAACCUUUUCAACCAGAUUCUCGCGUGAAGAUCCAAUCCUCCAACGAGAACUCACAAUUCACUCCUCUCUGUUUCUGCUUUCCGUCCGUCAUUGUUCAACGCGAUGCGAGUUCAGCAGACGCGAAUAAGUAUGACGCAACGGAGAAAGAUCGUGCAACGAAAUAUCUGUGGAUAGGCUGCGCAGAAGGGCUAAUAACGUGUACGUGGAAAAACACAUUGCAGGAAGAUUCAGACAUCGUGAGAUGCUCUUACGCGCACAACGCUCCCGUGACAGAGAUCACGCGAUCGUUUUAUCUUCAGAACGUAUUGCUGACAGUCGGUGGACAAGUGUUUGCUAUUUGGAGCGACGAUCACGUUGACUCUCCCCUGUUUUGGAGAAGAACAUUUUCCUGGUAUACAAGCUGUUGUUGGGCUAACGAACCUGGUGUAUUCUUGGUCGGUAGCCAAGACGGGAAUCUCGAGAUAUGGAAUAUAAAGAACGAAUCUAAUCAGCCGACAUUCACCCAAGUCGUGUCGUUGCAAUCGAUUAGUUAUCUGACUUUGUUAGACUCGCCUGUAUUAAGCGACGCAGGUUUCAAAAUGAUAGGCGUAGGCGAUGGUAGGGGGUUGUUCCGUGCGUUUGCAGAACCAGACGUUUCACGUGACGAGAGUAUGGUCGGGAGGAUGGAUUGGUUCGAGGAAUACGUUUGGAGAGAAACGCGGAGAAAGAAGCUUUUCGCCAACUGGCAGAGUGAUUUUCUAGCUAAUGAUCCGGUUGUGGUGGCGAAGAGGUUGGCUAGGAAACAGGAACAGGCUAAAAGAGAAGCUGAAGAUGCGAGGGAAAAAUUUAGGAGAGAACAAGAGGAGCGUUUGAGGUUGCAAGCGGAGAAGAGGGCGAGAAGCGCACCGAUUCCGAAACACGUUGCUUGGAAGUCGAAGGAAUUCGACAGGAUGAAGCAGGUUCUUUUAAGUAAAAAGAAUCUGGUUCCAUCGGAGCUUGAAGAGAAACGGAUUCCUCUCGUUGCUCUGCAAGCUGAAAGAGAGGCGAGGCUGCGCAAAGUUCGAGAUAAAAUCGAUCAUAGAGACGAUUAUUUCUUAAACGCAUUAUCUGCGAAAUUUCCGAAACUUCUCGAACCGAGAGUGGAAGAUUUGGAAUUUAAGGAAUCUAUUUCGGCAGAACGUGGAAAAUCGGUGGAAUAUUAUGUUCGGAAAUUUGACGAGAUACGACGUAAAGCUAAUGAAAUGUUAGCAAAUAAUUUAGCUUCUUAA